Messenger RNA from Aphidius gifuensis, 2188 nucleotides. It is a transcript of the gene Phm, whose product is annotated as peptidylglycine alpha-hydroxylating monooxygenase. The record is from RefSeq and is a predicted model, not a curated record. Gene Ontology annotation, biological process: peptide metabolic process. Gene Ontology annotation, cellular component: extracellular region; membrane. NCBI's taxonomy places the organism in Eukaryota, Metazoa, Arthropoda, Insecta, Hymenoptera, Braconidae. The coding region runs from base 350 to 1381 and encodes 343 amino acids. Gene Ontology annotation, molecular function: copper ion binding; oxidoreductase activity, acting on paired donors, with incorporation or reduction of molecular oxygen, reduced ascorbate as one donor, and incorporation of one atom of oxygen. The transcript has 3 exons.
CUGGUGUCAUGGCGCCAUUGACGUCAUUCAGAAACAAUUUAUUAUUAUUAUUUCAACACAUUCAUGUUUUUUUAUAGAUGAAAAAUCCCACUUGUUCCACCCAUGAUUUAACAAGUGUAUCGAUUUGUGUAUUUUGUUGACGUGACACACUCGUUGAUGAACCUGUAGAUACAAAAUUUGAAAUAGUUCUCGUAUAUUUAGUUCAAUUGAGUGCCCAUAAACACGUGAAUUUACUUAACUUUAUUGAUAUAAUUUUUUUUUGAUAAAAAAUUUUAAUAUUAUCAAAAUAAAACAAAAUAAUAAACAAAUAAUUAUAUAAUAUAAUUACAAAACAAGAUAAAAUUACUUGAUGGUAAAUAUGACAAGAAUAAUUAAUUUAAAAAUAUUAUUUUAUUUCAUUGGUGUGACCUUGUUACUGGGGUCAAUUGUAGAAUGUAUAGAAGUUGAAAGAUAUGAUCUAUUGAUGCCAAAAGUAAGACCAAAUGUGGAAGAGCUAUACUUGUGUACACCAAUUAAAAUAAAUAUGACAAGUAGUUAUUAUAUUGUUGGUUUUGAGCCAAAUGCAUCAAUGAAUACAGCUCACCAUAUGCUUGUUUAUGGAUGUUCAUCACCUGGUUCUAAAAAAUUUGUUUGGAAUUGUGGUGAAAUGUCGAAUAAUGUUGAUGAUGGACGUGAACAUAGUGGACCUUGUCACAAAGAUUCUGAAAUAAUAUAUGCAUGGGCACGUGAUGCACCAAAAUUAACAUUACCACAAGGUGUUGGUUUUAAAGUUGGUGCUGGAACAACAAUAAAAUAUCUUGUACUUCAAGUACACUAUGGACAUAUUGAUAAAUUUAAAAAUGAUAAAAAUGCACUUGAUGAUUCUGGUGUAUUUCUUGAAUAUACACGUAAACAAUUAAAUAAACAAGCUGGUGUUAUAAUAUUAGGUACAGGUGGUGUUAUUGGACCAAAAAGAACUGAAUAUAUGGAAACAGCAUGUGUACUUAAUGAAGAUAAAAAAAUAAUACCAUUUGCAUAUAGAACACAUACACAUUCAUUGGGUAAAAUUGUUUCUGGUUAUGUUAUUAAAAAUAAUAAUUGGAUUGAAUUGGGUAAACGUGAUCCAUUAACACCACAAAUGUUUUAUCCAAUUAAUAAUCAAUUAGAAAUUACAAAAAAUGAUACAUUAGCAGCAAGAUGUACUAUGGUUAGUAAUAGAGAUACAUGGACACAUGUUGGAUCAACAGCAAUGGAUGAAAUGUGCAAUUUUUAUUUAAUGUAUUAUGUUGAUAAUGGUGAACCACUUAAAACAAAAUACUGCUUUACAGCAGGACCACCUGGUUUUACAUGGCGUAAUGCUGGAAUUAUGAAUAUACCAGAAAUAGAAGCAUCAUCAUUGUAAAUUAAUUUUUUACUAUUUUUCAUAGUUUAUUUUUAACUAAUCUAUGAAACAAAUAGUAUCUUUUUUUUUUUUCUUUUAGUCAAAUUGAUCUAUAUUUUAAUGAUUUUAAAUGAUAAAAAUACUUAAUUAUAUCUGCGAUAUUUAUUUUAGAUUUGUUAUUAUUCAAGAGAGAAUUUUACUUUGAAAAAGACAAAAAAAAAAAAUUAUUUUUAACAAUUAAAAUAUUAUUCCAGUCAGUAUUUUAUACUUCCAUAGUAAUUAAUAAAUUUAAAAUAAUUUAUGAUGUAUUUUUUAAUAAUUACUUAACAAUACAUUCCGUUAAUUUUUUAAGUUUGUAUAUAAACAAUGAGGCACGUACUUUUUAAUAGAAUUAGUAUGGCACAUUUAAAUUAAUAUUUUAUUGAAUUAUAGUCGUUUAAAUUUGUAAAUUUUAUCAGGCAGUUGAUGAAAAUUAAUAUUUUAUGAUUCUCAAUCAAUUUAUUGUUGGUGCUAUUAAAACAAAAAAAAUAAACAAAUCAUAUCUUGUGCAAACUACGGUAAAUUGUAUAUUAUUGUGAAAAGAAAAAUAUAUGGAGAUGUGUAACUAAAAAAAGAAAGAUUUAUAAAUCUUGAAUAUCAAUUGUAUGUAUAUAUUAUAAACAAAGUGAUUAAAUACGAUUGAAUAUUUAACAAAAUAUUAUGAAUAAACGAAAGAAAUAUAAAUAAGUUAUAUGAUAUGUUGAUGCAUUUAUUUUUCUUGAAGGAGAAAAUUAGAUUUUAGAUAUUAAAUAAUAUUGGACAGCAAACGUAACAGUUGUUUUCCAGAGU